AUGUCAUUCACCGAUUCCUUCAAACCAAUUUCAUUUAAGGGUUCUAACAUGUUCAAACCAAUGAAGGUUGGUAACACCGUGGUUCAACAUAGAGCUGUUAUGCCUCCUUUAACCAGAAUGAGAGCCACAGCUCCAGGUAAUGUUCCAAAUGGUGAAUUGGCUGGUACUUACUACUAUCAACGUAGUAGAAGACCAGGCUCCAUGUUAAUCACCGAAGGUACUUUCAUUUCUGCUCAAGCUGGUGGUUAUGAUAAUGCUCCAGGUAUCUGGUCGGAAGAACAAGUAGCUGAAUGGAAAAAGAUCUUUGGUAGAGUCCAUGAAAACAAAUCCUUUUUAUGGGUUCAAUUAUGGGCACUAGGUAGACAAGCUGGUAUCAAAGAGAUGGCUAGAGACGGUCUUCGUUAUGAUUCUGCAUCUGAUGGUGUUUAUAUGACCGAGGAAGCCAAGGAAGCCUCUAUUAAGGUCAACAACCCACAACAUGGUUUAACUAUUGAUGAAAUUAAACAGUAUACUAAGGAAUACGUUCAUGCCGCUAAAAACUCCAUUGCUGCUGGUGCUGCUGGUGUUGAGGUCCACGCUGCUCAUGGUUACUUGCUAAACCAAUUCCUAGAUAGUGGUUCUAACAAGAGAACUGAUCAAUAUGGUGGUUCUUUGGAAAAUAGAGCCAGAUUUACUCUUGAAGUUGUAGAUGCUGUUAUCGAAGCAGUUGGAGCUGAAAGAGUUGGUAUUAGAUUAUCCCCUUAUAACCUUUAUGGUUCAAUGUCCGGUUCCGAAGAUCCAGAUUUUCUUGCCACUUACGCUUACGUUAUUGGUGAAUUAGAACAAAGACGUAAGAAUGGUAAAGGUCUAGCUUACAUCCAUCUAACAGAACCUUCUUUGAACUCUAGUUUCAUCGUUCCAGAUGCUGUUGGUAGCAGUGAAGAACACCCUCAAGGUACAAAUGAGUUUAUCUUUUCCAUUUGGAAGGGUCCAGUAUUAAGAACAGGUGAUCUUGGUGAACGUCCAGAGACUGCAUUGAAACAUCUAAAGAAUGAAAACACUUUAGUCGGUUACGGUAGAUAUAUUAUCGCUAAUCCAGAUAUUGUUGACCGUUUGGAAAAGGGUUUACCUUUCAAUAAGUACAACUUCAACACUUUCUAUACCCCAGGAGCUGUAGGUUACACUGAUUAUCCAACUUACGAAGAAGCUGUCAAACUAGGUUAUAAAUAG
Molecule: messenger RNA, 1209 nt
Organism: Maudiozyma saulgeensis
Lineage: Eukaryota; Fungi; Ascomycota; Saccharomycetes; Saccharomycetales; Saccharomycetaceae
Source: the annotation of a GenBank genome assembly